Molecule: messenger RNA, 1954 nt
Organism: Gordionus sp. m RMFG-2023
Lineage: Eukaryota; Metazoa; Nematomorpha; Gordioida; Chordodea; Parachordodidae
Product: zinc finger SWIM domain-containing protein 3-like
Exons: 7
Coding region: 25-1890 (621 amino acids)
Molecular function (GO): zinc ion binding
Source: RefSeq, a predicted model, not a curated record
UUAUAUAUCUCUUUUACUUAUUAGAUGGCCCUAUACUUAGGCGCUACUUUUAAUUCUCAUGAAGAACUAGAAAAUGCUAUAAAAGAAUAUAGUGAGGCAAAUUCAGUCAAUUUUGCCAAAUCUGAAAGUAGACUGUUAAAAUCUAAUCUAUUUGCUGAAGAAAUAUGUCACACCUAUAAAUACAAAAAAGUCACAUUUUCUUGUAAAUUUGCAAACAUCAAUAAAUAUUCAUAUUCUGUAAGAAAAACUAUGACAAAUCGUAUUGAUUGCCCUGCAUCAUUUGGUGUGUCAUUUUCUAAGGCCAAUAAUAAUCUAGUUAUCGUACGUUUUUGUGAUUCUCACAACCAUGAGAUGGUGAACGCCCCAGGCCCUAACGACACCUCCCUAUUUUUCGACGACCCUCUGGCAGAUGAAGACACAUCUCUAAACUACUUGUCUCCAAACACUUCCCUCCCGCACCAUAGCAAUAAUCUCACCAUUGCUGAAUCAUCGGCUGCCGCUUCUCAUCUAGAAAAUACGGCCUCUUCCAGCCCCGACCACCUUUUAUCCACCCUAGAAAAAAUCAAGAAUACUCCUGGCCUGACCCUCGAAAUUUACCUGGAAGCCAACAAUUUGCUAUCCGUUUUUUUCCAGACCGACGAGAUGAAAUUCUACUUUUCGGCCUACCCCGACCUGCUUCUCAUAGACAACGUGAGCUACUACGAGGACGCCUGCGUGGCCACCUAUACCCUGUCCGUUGUGGACGGGUUUGGCUUUUGUCAGAUAGCUGCCGUGUGGUGCGUGAUAGCGGAAACAUUCGAAAUAAUGGGCCAGAUGGCGGAACUUUUCAAGCGUUAUAACGAGGCCUGGACCCGCGUUCGCGUCGUUGUGGUGGACAAGGACCCUCCGGAUACUCGGGUAUUCGCUGAAGCAUUCCCAUUGGCGCAGAUCGAAAUUUCCGCCAGUCGCGUCUCUCGCGCUUUUAAGAGGGACGUUAACCCGAGGAAUUGCGCUUCCUUGAGUGGCGGAGCUGAUCGCGUAAGGCGCAUAUUAGACUCAUUGACGCGUCUAUCGGAUGCAAGCAGCGUGGAAGAGUUUCAAAGCAUUGCGGAAGUAGAACUGACAGACGCAAGGGCUGAAUGCCCACCUCUCGCUGCUUACCUCGACGAGUACUGGUGGCCCAAGAAAUCUCUGUGGGCUAAGGCAUACAGGCCACUGGCAAUUAGCGCCAUUUUAGAUCGAGGCAUCCAGCACCGUCGAGGCGGCUACCUAGUCCACAAGCUCCGACCAGCCCUGCGAAAUUAUACCGGUUUUGCGUCUUUCCUUCGGGACCUCGUGGCAUUCUCGCGGGCCUUGGGCGAUAAACGCGACUACGAUGCGACAACUGCUUGUAUAAAACGUUGCGUCAAUACGCACCCUGUAGGGAGCGCCUUAUACGGGUUCCGAGAACUGUUAACGACGUACGCUUUUGGGCUGGUAACUGAGGAACUUAGAGAGUCAGAAAGUAUAGAAGCUUUCAAUGCCGCUAACGAUCCCACGUCCACCACCGAAUGCCUGUGCGAGCUUUAUAAUUCUUUUCACCUCCCGUGCAGACACAUAUUUGCCGCCCGUAAAGCUCUGGGUAUGGACCAAUAUCAUCCUUUACUUUGCGACUCUCGUUGGCAGAUAGACUAUUUCAAGAAGCAAAGAAAGUUGUAUCUAAUGAAAAUGGCCAAUACCCCUGUUACCAACGGUACACCCCAACCCUCUAUACAAGACAUCAUUGAUACAUGCAAAAAUGAUUCUCAAGAAUUGAUCAAUAUCAUAUCUGUUUUACCGAGGGAGAAGUUAGAAGGCUAUUCUGUUCACAUUAAGUUAUUAGUUGACUUGGCAAAGAAGGGGGAGGUUCCUAUAGCAGUUACUGAAACCUAAUUUAAGAUAAUAAAUAUAUAUUAUAAAAUCCAAUUUUUUAAAAGCAAUGAUUGUUUUUUGUGUA